GAUCUUCCACCUUAUUUUAUCGUUCACACACCCUUUGCCAUUGAGUGCGUCGAGUCUCUUCUUAUUCCAGCAUCUGCACCAUUUUCAUCUGCAUUAGCAAAUAUGGCACCCUACACAGAGCUCGCUAUCGCCUCCGCUCUGGCCGGCUUGCUCUCGCACAACCUGAUCUUCAUCCGGGACGAGCACCACCUGCGAGCACCAAAAUAUGUGCAGCUUGGCUGUCUGCUAUUUUUCGUCGGCCUGGCGCUGCGUGCUCGAUAUGGCGAGGGACAUGCGCUGAAGGAGACGAGCCUUGCGGCAGCAUCCUUCCUCAGCGCCCUCUUCGCGAGCAUGACUGUUUACCGGCUGGCCUUUCAUCCGCUACGAUCCUUCCCUGGCCCGCUCAUGUGGAGGAUCUCGAAGCUGUGGCACGUCUUCAGGGUUGCGCCAAGUCAGCAGAACUAUCUGCUGCUUGACAAGCUCUACCACGAAUAUGGACCCUUUGUCCGCACAGGUCCUGGUGAGUUGACGGUCUUCCAUCCUCAGGUAUUCGAGGCCAUUGGAGGUACGGGGACCACGUGCAUUAAGGCACCGUGGUAUGACAUGCUGUAUCCUAUGGUCGCAAUCAAUUCGGUGCGCGAAAAGGCAGGCUACGCACCGAGACGGAGAGUUUGGAACACUGCGCUCAGUGUCAAGGCUGUCCAUGACGAGAAGAAUAUUGUACUGCGCGCUUUGUACAAGAUGGGCGAGGCCUUUCAGGAGCGUCAAGGCCAGCCACUCAACGUUACCGAAUGGAUGUCAUACUUCACGACUGAUACCAUGGGUGAGCUGGCUUUUAAUAAACCGUUUGGCAUGCUGGAUAAGCAUGAAUGGUCUGG
Molecule: messenger RNA, 857 nt
Organism: Cryphonectria parasitica EP155
Lineage: Eukaryota; Fungi; Ascomycota; Sordariomycetes; Diaporthales; Cryphonectriaceae
Product: cytochrome P450
Exons: 3
Molecular function (GO): heme binding; iron ion binding; oxidoreductase activity, acting on paired donors, with incorporation or reduction of molecular oxygen
Source: RefSeq, a predicted model, not a curated record